AUGCUGUUUGGGUACCAGCCCUCCAAGAUAGAAGCCGAUGCUGUGAUGUCUUCAGUGAAUCCAAACACUUCCAGUCUAACACUCGAGGAGUUUUUAAACAUUAUAAGGAAGAAGAAGGAAGUUCAGCUGUACCGGAAUGAAAUAAGACACAUCUUCACAGCUUUUGACAGGCACUACCGUGGAUAUCUAACUUUGGAAGAUUUUCAGAAAGCAUUCAAGCAGGUGGCUCCCAAGUUACCAGAAAGGAUAACGCUCGAGGUUUUCAGGGAAGUAGACCGAGACUCAGAUGGCCAUGUCAGCUUCAAAGACUUCGAAUAUGCCAUGAACUACGGACAGAAGUGA
Messenger RNA from Pipistrellus nathusii (Nathusius's pipistrelle), 342 nucleotides. The record is from the annotation of a GenBank genome assembly. Lineage: Eukaryota; Metazoa; Chordata; Mammalia; Chiroptera; Vespertilionidae.